AUGUCUGAGUUACAUCAUUUACUCACCUUUCCAACGAGACCAAUCACUGAAGAACAGUACAUUCCAACUUUGAAACAUUAUCUUCAAUCUGGUAUCCCAGCUACAUACACUUUAGAACAAGUAGCUGCAUAUGAGACAUCUCAACAGAGAAAGACCUCUGAAGCUAAUGUCCAAGGAGAACAAGAAGAAGAUGAUGAUGACGAAUCCACAUCUAAUACUACCCCCUUACAUAUAUUGGCAAGAUCAUUACCUAAAGAUCUAACAAAUGAUGAAACCGUAAUAAUUAAACAGAUAAUGGAUAUACUAUUUGAAUACGGUGCUGGUUGGAAUUUCUUAGAUUACGAAAACAAAUCCAUCGGUGAUUUAUUAUUGGAAAAUCCCAGCGUAAGUAUGAAUAAAGAUUCAAAUAUCCUUUAUCAACGUGUCAUUGAAGCUGGUAUAAGUGCUGAAUUAUUAUUGAGGAAAGUUAAUGGUGGUGAAAUUGAAUUUAUUGAUUCUGAUUCUGAAUCGAACGAGAAGCAAGAUCCUACUGAGUCUUCAACCAGGAUAUCGGAAUCUAAAGAACUUGACGGAGAUCAGAAGGUGGUACAUACAGCCAAUGAUGCUGAUGAUGCUACUGCUGCUGAUCAAAACACUUAUUUACAAACACAAUUAGAAUAUACAGGUGAUGGUGUAGCAUUAGUGACAAAAGAAAAUAGAGAUGGCGUCAUGAUGGAUUGGGAAACUAACAUUAUGGAAAUUGCAUCCAAAACUAUCUUUCCAGAUAUCAAUAAAACGUCUGAUGCCAUAGUCUUAAAUAUUGGUUUUGGUAUGGGGAUCAUUGACACUUUUAUUCAAGAAAAGAAUCCAAAGAAACAUUAUAUAAGUGAAGCUCAUCCGGAUGUAUUAGCUAAAAUGAAAAAAGAUGGCUGGUAUGAAAAGCCAAAUGUUGUUAUAUUGGAAGGUAGAUGGCAGGAUACUCUGAAUCAACUUUUAGAUGAAGGAAAAGUAUUCUUUGACGGGAUUUACUAUGACACUUUUAGUGAACAUUACCAAGAUAUGUUAGAUCUUUAUGAUAUUAUCGUUGGUUUAAUUAAGCCAGAAGGUGUGUUCUCCUUCUUCAAUGGGUUAGGUGCUGACAGACCAAUUUGUUAUGAUGUUUAUAAAAGAAUAGUGGAAUUAGAUAUGGCCAUGUACGGUAUGAAAUGUGAGUAUUCUCUCUUAAAGAUUGACCAAGAGUUACCAGAUUGGAAAGACGUCAAAAGGUCAUAUUUCAACUGCAACUACUACUAUCAUCCUCGGAUAUGUUUCAUAUGA
Molecule: messenger RNA, 1296 nt
Organism: Naumovozyma dairenensis CBS 421
Lineage: Eukaryota; Fungi; Ascomycota; Saccharomycetes; Saccharomycetales; Saccharomycetaceae
Gene: RMT2
Product: protein-arginine N5-methyltransferase
Exons: 1
Coding region: 1-1296 (431 amino acids)
Biological process (GO): peptidyl-arginine methylation
Cellular component (GO): cytoplasm; nucleus
Molecular function (GO): protein arginine N5-methyltransferase activity
Source: RefSeq, a predicted model, not a curated record